CGCUCAUGGCCGCUCCGGCUGCACCUGCGCCGGGGGCGGGUGGGCCCGCCUUGGUGGGCCAGCUCCCACCUGCGUAUCAGCAUCUCCCAGGGGCGGGGGUGGGACCACCCGGAGGAGCUCCUGCUGGUGCGCCCAUCAUGCAGCCGCCCGCAGGUGGAUUCGAUAUUCCGGCCACAGCUGCCGCAGGAGGCCCCCCGUAUCACCAACCAGCAGAUCUUCACUUUCAGCACCUUGGAAAGGGCGGCGCUGCUGCUGCUGCUGCACCGAUGCAGCCGCCACCCACCGGGCCGCCGCCGACGGGGGGAGCAGGACAAACUAGCGCACAGUUGAUGUCGCCGACCGCCAGUGUGGGUAGCCAAGCCAAGGGAUCAGUACAUCAACCCAAGGGAGACGUCGGUGGACCGCCCGGCAGUAGUGCGGCUGUUCCAGCAAUGGUGGUUCAUCCGUCGCAUCUGACCGAAAAGGGGCAGAAAAUGCUGCUCGCAAAGGGAGGCAGUCUCGUGCAGGUUGGCGGUGUGUUGCCCGGAACAUCUGCAACGCAAGGGAAGAGUAGCGUUGCUCCGCCAGUGGAGCUUGAUCCGAAGCAGACGAACAAAGCAGGAGGAAAUGUUAAACAGGCACCCUCAACAUCGGCCGAAGAAGAAACGAAAAAUGCCGCCCCCUCCGCGACUAAUUUCGAGGAUAUCAUGGCAGACGUGACGAUCGCAGAACUACAGCAGGCAGACGACUCCCAAAACCCGCUGUUUAAUUUCAAAACCAACGACGGCAAGAAGUUUCGUUACGGGGACAUGAUUAUCGACCCGGGUAGCGACUCGGAGCCCGACGAGCAUCCGGUGGAAGCAAGUAAGUACCACUUAGGUGCAGCUGGUUCUGGACACCAGCAGACUGCGAACGGUGGCGGUGGAAAGAAGUACAACAAUAUUCGGUACGAACUCGGCGAGGAGAGCGACCAGUACUACCAGCAACCAGUUGCAGCGAACCAACAGCAGAGAAAUAAUGUGGUUAAUAACGCGAACGUUAAACACCAGAAUCUUGUUCAGUAUGAACAAGAGCAGGACUGGAGCGCGCUGUACCAGCAGCACAAUAGCAACAAGAAGCACGCGCCGGCUGCACAAUCGACGGAGAAGGAGGUGCAGGCGCACAAUGCAGCGGCGUCUGACAAGACUCCGCAACCGCACAUCCGGUACAAUCCGUAUCACGAAUAUGAGAAGCAGAACUAUACCGACACUUCUGUUGCCGGACAACAGGCCGCGACCGCUCAGACGGCCGGCGGGGCGGCUGCGGGAAGAGACAAUAAACACGACACGAAAAACAACAAAACGGUACAGAGUUCCAGCAACCAGACACUGCUUCCGACUGCGUGCUUCGAGUUUGUGUCUGAUUUCGAUGGACAGAUCGUUGGCCCGCUGCCGCUCUUUGAACAGAAGACGAAACCAAAAACGCCUUCCCCAAAACACGAAGAGACAAGUCACUAUAGCUCUUUCGACAAACCCAAGCCCGCAACUUUGGUGUUGAACAAGAUUCUCAAUAAGUUGCCGAAAAUGACCGCAGUUCGGAGGACCGGAGACAAAUUUUUCGUACGCGUCGACGACUUCGUGAAGAGCAACACAAUAGGACAAACUAAUAGCAAGGGCUGCAUGUCCACCGCAAAAGCAUCAUCUACCUCCGCUCUUGGGCAGUUCGGAUCCGUUUUCUCGACACUGCUGCGUUUACAGAUGAAUCGCUGUCCCGUGGUUGAGAAUUUGCUGGCUGACGCGGAAAAAUCCCAGAUGGACCCUUACCUGAAGCAAUUGCAGGAUCUCCUGGACGAAGAGACCUACUUGACGCGACACAACACGGUCAGUAGCAAAGAUACCGCUGCUGGAGGCGCGCAGCAGCAGCAGCAAACAGAUGCUGCUGCACAGCAAGGCAGCAUAUCAGCAGAGCGAACCUCCUCGACAGGUACUAACCCCCUACCGCCGCUCCCUCCCCUUCCGCCCUCCCCGCCGACUGAUGCACAGGGGAGCUGUGCGCCGCAGCAGGUGGAACACAAUGAUUCAAGUACUACGGGCAGCACACUGCAAAGAGCAAACAACUCUUCGACUUCGACUGCUCCGUUUGGCUCGUGCACGACUGUGUCCAGUUACGGCACCGCACUCGAGUUCGAGGAUGAGGAUUCCCGGCGGGCCACAAUGGCGUCCACCAACCAGAGAAAUACAUCAAGCAAUCCGCCCCGACCUCCGAGUUCCGCCGGGGGAGAUAGCUUGUAUAACCAGAACCAGAAUCUGUUGCUGACAAAGAACAGCUUUAACUCGUGGAAACAAACUACCGUGGGGGAAAACUUUCUUUCCCAGGACGCCAAGCAUUUCUAUUUGAGCUACGCGGUCGGUUUCUACCUACGCACCCUGGUGAAUCAACCCGACCUUGGGUUUUUCUGCAAGUUCGUUACCGAGGAAAUCCAGAAUUUAGGAAACGAAAGGCUAAAUUGGGAGGAGCGAUGGAUCAACCCCUUGCACAUCCACUUUUCGCAGCGGGAAAUCCACCCGUUCUUCCACGGGAAAGGUCCGGUGGAGGAAGUGAUUCAGUCCAUUUGGUCCGAGGAAGUAUCGCUUUGCGGGGGGAAGUCCUCCGGCGUCUGCUCCUGGAAUGAGUUGGCGUUCGGGACCAACGGGCCACAGGUGUUGUGGAACCCGCACUUGCUGACGAACCAGCAGCCCCCAGCACAACUGGUCGCUUCUUCGGGAACCGAGUCGGAGGAACAGGACCGGAAGCAGGAGCAGAUUCAGAACAACUAUUUGCAAGCAAAAGCGGAAAACCGGUCGACCGUGGUGGGCGACAAGGGAAAGAUCACGAAUUUCGAGGCGAAGCAGUCCGGCUCGCUGGCGAAUUCGGUGCACUUACUCUACACACCGUUCCCCUCGAUCCGGGUUCUUUUGAUGGACCAAGAUGUGACCAGCGACAGCUGCGCGAGCAACCACUUUUGUCCCUACAAAAAGCUCGUUUCCAUCGACAACCGCCGACUGUACGCGCUCCAGCGGGUGUGUUUAGACUACUGGCCAAAGCAGUGCUUGGUGAAAGUGCUUUUGACCUCCAUCACGUCGAUGAGUGAGCGGCGGCUGAAGAAGGAGGAGAUGAAGUUCACACACGGAGUUCCCGGGAAGUACGACGGUGGCCGCUGGGCAAACAUCAGCUCCGGCCGAAGUUUAGCCGCGGCUCCAGCUGGUGGAGGUGCCAAUGCAGGAGCGAACACGGGCUCGGAAUCAGAUUCCGCGGCAAUUACCACCGUGAACGGCACAGCGGCGAAAGACAAAGACGGGGCGGAAAAGGAGAACAGCGCCGCAGGUACCGCUGUGCAGCAGAUUACUCAGUGGGAGUCCUUCGACUGGUGCCUGCAGAUGAAAAAGAAGGAGUCGCAGCUUCUGCUCCGAAAUAUCUGCUUCCCGGACGUGCAGAAUCGAGAAUUGUGUCCCGAAUCACAGAAAGCGUUUUCCCUCCUCCCCUUCACGGUUAUCGCGUUCCUGAAACACUUCGAGGACAGCAUGUCGGUGAACAACAACCAGCCGGCGCUCUUGUACCGAAUGCAGAAAGACAAGGCGUCCAUCGUCGAAUACCUCAAUUUCGGCUGCAGCGCGGACGGGGGCAGCAGCGACUGGCACUCUCUAGGCACUCCGGGCACCGCUUUCACGGGCGCGAGUGGCCACGGGAUCGGAAACGGCAAGCCGGCAGACAGUACUGCGGCCGUCCCAAACUGCCGAAACUUCGGCCAGGCCUUCCAAAUGCUGAGCGAAUUCUACUACGAGCACUACGAAAAACCCUUGGGCCUGAAGUCACCCAAGGACCGACAUCAGGCCGGGAAGCCCGUAUUGCUUUUAUACCAUUUUACUUCUCCGUGAUUCAGCACAAGCAGAGUUUCGCAUGAUUUCAGUUCCUUUUCAUGUUGAUCAUGCCUUUUCUUUAACUAGACUGUUCAGUAGCAUUCAUAUUUCACUUUCGACGAAUCAUCACGCCACGGAUCUUGUACUCGAGGUUUCUAAUUCUAUCUUUUCUCCAAAAUGUGUUUUCUAUCUUCCCGAUUUCCACUCCACACACACACACACACCUCAGCCCCGCGACCCCUCCCGCCUGUUGGAGUUUUUCGGAGCGCAGUGGUUGCAGAGAAGAAACCAGUACAUGGAGUAUGUUUCCGCAACCCAGAAGGAAGACCCGUACUCUGUUCACUGUGACCACUACCACAAGCACAAACCGAGCAACCACAAAAACAAGCACCACCAGUUUCUCGACAACGGCAGAAAUUCCGCGUUCGAAGUGAACAGCUUCAAGCACAACGCGCUGCGACAGGAGAGCAGGUGGCGGAAGGAGCUAAAAUCGGAGUGGAAUUUGUGGGGGGAAUAUUCCGACUCGGUGUAUUACGAGGGGAAGAAGAUGAAGAAGAUAAUCGACGAGUACCAGUACAAACAGGAGUACGAGGGGUACUACGGGGCCACUGACAGUAGAGACAACAGCAAGAAAAAUAAGGACGGGUCCUUUUCCACAAAAAAUAACAGCAGCUCUCACCACAAAGAGAAACUGAAAGGCGAAGCAACACAACAAGCGACAUCUUCAAAAACAGUUCAACAGUCUUUAUCUAACCCAGAUAGCCGAUUGGCGCAGCAUUUGUUUCAGUCCUCCGGAGGCGGAUCUUCCGGUGAACACAGCAUCAAUUACGAAGAUUUGGUGGUUCGCAACAGCAAAGAGAAACUUUUGAUGCACAAGUUGGAAGAGACGGACAUCGAGAAGUUGAUCGAAACUGGGUACUUCGACCACCACUUUGACAAUUUCGAAUUCUCCUCGGCGAUUUUGGAAGCGGAGGAGGAGGAUUUUUUCAACAACAUCGACGACGGGAAGGUGCUCGACAAGGAGAUCGACAGUUAUUUGGACAAACUUUUAGGAAAAGACGAGCAAUUAACGAACAACCCGAAUUCUAGUUCACUUUUGGCGAAUGGAAAUCAUAACAUUUCUACCGAUCAGUACGGUGCUGGGGAGUCCACGCCCGGAACGACGAAGGACGACGAGUCGGACUUUGGUUUUGACCUCCAAGACCAGAUCAACCAAGAACUCCUCGGCCAGGAGCCCGCGGAGAAGAAGCCCUCGAAGAACAAGGGGGGAUCUACUUCCGGGGCUUCGUCGUCGAAGGAAUCGACAGCGAAUGGCGCGGGAACUACCACAGCACAUUAUAGCGGAGCAAAGCAUGGUGCAGGUGGUGGAGCCACAACUCCGUCCAGAACAACUUCUACAGGGUCCGCGAAUAGCAGAAAUGAUCCGACUGUUGCUGUCCACGACAAGUACAAUUACAACUUUUUCGGGACGUCGAAAAAGGAUCCUAUGGUCAACAACUACACCGCGUCAUCCUCGUCCGCCGCCGCUGGCCGGUCGCCGAAAAGCCUGGAGAAACACGUCCGCUAUUGGCGCCCGCUGGUCGACAUUCACACGGAAUUUUCCAAACUCGCGGAGCUCUUCAAAGUGAAGCAGUUCUUGGACGUGUUCGUGAAGCGAAAGUGGACGCUGUUGCACGUCAAGAUGCUGCUGUGGCUCUGCGGCAACAUCGGGGAGGAGGGGUUCUCUUUGAGUGGAAUGAGUGCAGGACCGGCGGCGGGGGCGGACGGUAAUAUAAGAACUGCGUCUGCAGCAGGAGCGCCGGAACAGCACAGUCAGGGUGGAAGUAGCGACACUGCCGCAGCAAACAUUAAAGCGACGAACAAACAAGAAGUAGAUGUCACGACUUCGAAGAUGAAACUCGACCUAGUGGACAUCAGUCAGCAAUACGCUGACCAGAAUUUACUCUUCGGCUUGCAUCUCCAGCACAUGCUGUACGGCCCGAAGCAGCGACUGCCCGACCUGGGUGUGAUGUUCCAGAAAACCUCGAAGGCAUUGAUCACCGCUCGAGGGGUGCAGAUGACGACCAUCGGCCAGGUGGAAGCGGACCGACUUCCAGCCCUUGUCACGACCGGAAGUUCCACCGUGCCGACCGCUUGUGGGCGUGCGGGAAUGGGGAGGAAUGGGCUCGGGAGUUUCACAGCGGGCACUGGAGAGGAAGACGCAGAAAACGAUUUUCUCGGAAGUGGUGAGCAGCCGUCUCUGUUCAAUUCAAGCCCGUUAAUCGCCUCCAUUCUGCCGCAAUCCACACUGCAAUUGGCCAACGCAAUCUACAAGGAGGCGCCGCCGAAGCCCGUGAAAAAAGACAAGAAUGCGGAAAACGCCGCGGAGCAGCCGGCGAAGAUUCACAAGCUCGGCCGCAGUACAGUGGGGUUGUUGUCGUUGUGGGCAAUCCUGGCGCCGUUGGCGAUGCAGGACGUCGGGAGCCUGGAAUGAUCGGCAGACUGCUACUUCCUGAGGAGUAGACGCAACUCGUUGCAUCCACUUCGGCUGAACUCUAGAUUUUUUGCAACGAUAAGGAUUUUUAUCAAUAGAGAGUUGUACCACGAAUAUAAUGAACCGGGAUAGGAAUCAUAAAAUUUCGACGCCUGCUAUAGAGAGAAAUACAAGUUUGAUCUAACAACAACGACACCAGAUUAUGCAUAUAGGCGUUUUGCUUUUGGUCAGUGAUUCUUGUAAAAACCUGUAUGGCUUGUAAUUAUGUUGUCUUUUCAGAACUUCUAGUUCAACACACCUCUAGUGUUUAUUUUUUGCGAAAAGAAAUAUUGAUCUACCCUUGGCGAAAGAUCUGGAUCAAGGUAUGUGCAGGUGCAGUAUGCACCGUGCGUUGUCGUGUCAGUGUCACAUUUUAAAAAAACUCCACUCGUUUGUUGUAUCAAAUCGAAAUCCGAACCGUUUUCUGCGACACAUUCAUCAGUAUUGCCUUUUGGUAUCACAAAUAUUUGGCCGAAUGUCUGACUCACAGAUAAGAGAAGGUCGCCUCCGUUUCUUUUUUUUGUUCGCAGCCUCGACUCUGCUU
Amoebophrya sp. A120 is the source of this 6910-nucleotide messenger RNA. Lineage: Eukaryota; Dinophyceae; Syndiniales; Amoebophryaceae. The record is from the annotation of a GenBank genome assembly.